Messenger RNA from Rhineura floridana, 496 nucleotides. RefSeq names its product serine peptidase inhibitor Kazal type 2 (gene SPINK2). The coding region runs from base 111 to 344 and encodes 77 amino acids. The transcript is spliced from 3 exons. Gene Ontology annotation, biological process: negative regulation of serine-type endopeptidase activity; spermatid development. Gene Ontology annotation, molecular function: protein binding; serine-type endopeptidase inhibitor activity. The record is from RefSeq and is a predicted model, not a curated record. NCBI's taxonomy places the organism in Eukaryota, Metazoa, Chordata, Lepidosauria, Squamata, Rhineuridae.
UUUGAGCUGUGUAUAUGAGCAGGGGAAUCAUGUUUCUCCCCGUGCCUGUCGCAACCUCGGUACGGUAAGGUUUUCCACAUCAAGCUAAGGGCACAGGAGCAACCUAGGAGAUGGGCGGUGGUUCCUACUCAGCUGGCAACUCUACGACAGUGCCUACGGGGGAAGAGGAGGGAGGUGUGUUCAUGCCCAGAUGUGACUUGUAUUCUUUGCCUGGAUGCCCAAGGAACUUUAAUCCAGUUUGUGGGACUGAUGGAGAAACAUACGCAAAUGAGUGCAUACUUUGUGCUUCAAACAGAGAACAUGAGAAAGAUGUACAAAUUGCCUAUAAGACCUCAUGCACAUGAGACAAGCUUUAAGGAAGAGAAGACAUAUGUACCCUGCUCAGUAGCUGAAACCACAUUUUAAAAGUACCUUCCAAACUGCUACAACAGAAGUAAACUCAUUUGCCCUUAUCCAACUUCUGAAUUUGCUUAAUACAGGUAUUCUGUUGAACAAA